Molecule: messenger RNA, 987 nt
Organism: Funneliformis geosporum
Lineage: Eukaryota; Fungi; Glomeromycota; Glomeromycetes; Glomerales; Glomeraceae
Source: the annotation of a GenBank genome assembly
AUGACAACAUUACAAGAACAAUUCGAAAAAAAAUUUCCGGAUAAGAGGGUGGGAGUACUCAUUGCUUUUUUUAGAGACGAAAACAACAAGUUCACUAGUUAUGAUUUAGAUUUGGGGGAGUAUGAGAAAGUCGGUAUUGACCUUAUCUCCGUGGACUUUUUAAACCAAUUACCUAAUCCCGAGAGGUUAGAAAAAUUAGAAAUUUACAACAACAAUAUUCAACCUACUGAUAUCGAAAUAUUUAGAAAGUUUGUUAAUUUGGAGGUUUUGAAAAUUGGAACCGAAAGAGAAGUUUUGAGCCAAGGCAAACGCAAUAGAUUCUAUGGCUCCUUAAAAUCUUUUCAAAACUUAACUAAAUUAAAAAAUAUUUUUAUCGAAGCCACUGACAUAAAUGAAGGAUUAGAAUAUUUACCGGAAAGUUUAAUUAAAGAGAGCAAAAGAAUGGGUGCAUAUAGUAUCGAAUGCUCUACUAAUGAUACCGAUGCCAAAUGUAAAGCCAUUCAAGACCAACUUAUCCCUUUCAAUUACGACCUAGAAGCCUGGCAAUUAGUUAAUAAUCAAUACCCCAACCUAACUAAGCACAUCCAAGAAUUAAGUCAAAAAAUAACCGAAAUCAAACAAGAACUUCAACAAACCAAAUCCCAAGAAAUAGAAAAAGACAAAAAAAUAAAAAUUUUAAGCAAAGAGACCGAUAAUUUAAAAAAAGAGAAAAAAACGGAGUUAGAACAAUUAAAAAAAUUGCUGAAAUCUAAGUUGGAGGAAAAAUUUCACGAUGAGUUAGAUGCUUUGCUUGAUGCUAACGAAGAAUAUAUAAAGAAUGAUAAUAAUUUUGCCAAAAGGCAGUUUGAAAGAAGUAAAAAGAAAUUAAUAGAAAAAGGCAAUUUAGACGAGCAAGAAGUAGUAAAUGUUUGUGAAAUCCAAAAAGAAUUAGUAAAAUUAGCAGUAGGAAUUGAAAAUCAACUAGAAGCAAAAAUAGAAAUUAAUUAA